Eruca vesicaria subsp. sativa (arugula) is the source of this 474-nucleotide messenger RNA. The record is from the annotation of a GenBank genome assembly. NCBI's taxonomy places the organism in Eukaryota, Viridiplantae, Streptophyta, Magnoliopsida, Brassicales, Brassicaceae.
AUGGAGAGAGAAGGAAGAAGAGAAGACGAAGGAUUUUUUUAUUAUCUCUGGCUUCCGUUUAAGUUCAUCUACCAAACUCUCCGAUCUCUCUUACUCAAGCUUUUCGGUCUGCAAACUCCUUCCAACCAUACUUUUCAGGAAGAAGUGGAGGAGGAAGUGGUUGAGGUUGUGGAAGUAUCAUCGAGGGGGCUUCCGGCGAAACCGAAACCACAGCAGAGGUCGAGAGCCAGUUCCGGCAAGCCUGGAGGUAUCAACAACACGCCUUCUUAGGUUAUGUAUAGUAAGAUUCUUGCUUACAUGCUCAUGUAAUUAGUGUAAGAAAAUAUGAUCUGUUUCCCCUUUUGCAUUGUACAUUUCUCGAAGAUUGUAACCUCACCGAGACCUUUUGUUUCAUAAUAAUAAAAGACAGUGAGAAGCUCGUGUGAUAAUGUGUGAGCAAGUUGUAAAACAAAUAAAAUAAUCGUAUUUAACCGC